GGGACGUCCCUACCCGGUAAGGUAAAUGUUAUGAUUAGGGUUAAGGGUAGGGACGACCCAAGGAUCCCCGAUAGAAAUGGUUGGUUGGUGCUGCUACGUCAUCAGAGGCGGUCUCACGCAUGUGUAUCUGUGAGCUUGAGCGGUCGAAGUGUCAGCAGCGCCCGUGCGGAAGAACCGUAGCUAGCUACAGGCAGCGGCAAAAUAAAACCAGCUACAGUCCAGUGCUAGUCCCGACCACCGCAAGGACACAGGGCACAUGAACAGUAGAAUGGCUGCGUCUUCGAACAGGGUAAUGCUGGGGCCUCUCGUUGCUGCCAUCGACCAGGGAACGAGCUCGACGCGGUUCCUGGUGUUCAAUGCUAAAACAGCCGAGCUCCUCAGUCACCACCAGGUUGAGAUCAACCAGAGUUUCCCCAAGGAAGGGUGGGUGGAGGAGGAUCCCAAAGAGAUCCUGCAGUCUGUGUACGAGUGUAUGGAGAGAACCUGUGAGAAACUCACCCAGCUCAACAUCGACAUCUCCAACAUCAAAGCCAUUGGAGUGACCAAUCAGAGAGAGACCACGCUGGUUUGGGACAAAGAGACAGGCGAGCCCCUCUACAAUGCUAUCGUGUGGCUGGACCUGCGGACCCAGUCGACCGUGGAGCGACUGAUCAACAAGACACCUGGGAGAAACAAGAACCAUUUGAAGCACAAGACGGGUCUCCCCAUCAGUACGUACUUCAGUGCUGUGAAGCUUCGCUGGAUGAUGGAUAAUGUGGACGAGGUCGCUGAGGCAGUCCGGACACACAGAGCCAUGUUUGGCACCGUCGACUCCUGGCUUAUCUGGUGUCUGACAGGGGGGAAGAGUGGGGGAGUCCACUGCACAGACGUGACCAACGCCAGCAGGACCAUGCUCUUCAACAUCCACACCCUGGAAUGGGACCCAGAGCUCUGCAAAUAUUUUGAUAUUCCAAUGGAGAUUCUCCCAAAAGUGAGGAGUUCCUCAGAAAUCUACGGCUUAAUGAAAAUAUGUUCUAGCCUGAAAUCGGGCUCUCUUAGUGGCAUACCCAUCUCAGGGUGUCUUGGGGACCAAUCGGCUGCUCUUGUUGGACAGAUGUGCUUUAAGGAAGGGCAGGCCAAAAACACAUAUGGAACUGGCUGCUUUCUACUCAGAAACACUGGAGCCAAGCCUGUCAUGUCGGACCAUGGCCUACUAACCACGGUGGCGUACACUGGUCGAGACAAACCUGCCUGCUACGCACUAGAGGGCUCGGUGGCCAUAGCGGGGGCUGUGGUUCGCUGGCUGAAGGACAACCUGGGGAUCAUUCAGACUUCCACAGAGCUGGAGAAACUGGCGGCUUCAGUGGGCACGUCUUACGGUUGUUACUUUGUCCCGGCGUUCUCUGGUCUGUACGCCCCCUACUGGGAGCCCAGUGCACGAGGGAUAAUCUGUGGUCUGACUCAGUUCACUAACAAGAGUCACCUGGCCUUCGCUGCGUUGGAAGCUGUCUGUUUCCAGACUCGAGAGAUCCUGGAUGCGAUGAACCAGGACAGUGGCAUCCCUCUGACCCAGCUCCAGGUAGACGGGGGCAUGACCUCCAACAGACUACUGAUGCAGCUGCAAGCUGAUAUACUCUGCAUCCCCGUUGUGAAGCCCUCCAUGCCUGAGACCACUGCCCUGGGGGCGGCCAUGGCUGCGGGGUCAGCAGAGGGGGUCAGUGUCUGGAGCCUGUGUCCUGAGGACCUCAGUGAGGUCACCUCUGAGAAGUUUGAGCCACAAAUCAACCCUGAAGAGAGUGAGUUUCGAUAUGCUCGCUGGAAGAAGGCCGUACAGAGAGCCAUGAACUGGGAAACCACUGAACCCAUCUCUAAUGGAAACGGCCACAAGUAGACUGUGGCCCAUGAUGCAUUGCGGUGGAUGAGAAGAAGGGGCGGGUCCAGGAAAGGACACAUCCUGCUAUUCUCCAGUUUUACCGGACCACCGCCUCCCCAUUCCUUUGGUUGAAUGGCCAAAACACAAACAUCGUCAACGCUCCAAUCCAACUGUUGACCUGGAGCCCAGGGGCUGAUGGGAACUGUAGUGUGGAAUGGACCCAGUAUGAAUAAAUCUGGUGUUUAGGAAUGAUGUUGUUCUUCUCCAGAUCCUAACUGACACUGCUCUUCCUGUGUGACUGAGUGAAUGGGGGGUGUACUGUCUGACUGUGGGUGGUGAAUAUGGGAUGGAUUGUGUAUGCAAUGUCUUUCCAUGUCAUUUUUGGUUCCUUCUUUUUGUCAACGAUCAGUUUGUCUAAGGACAUUCACUAAUAUAGUGCUAUUCACGGAACACCAAAUUCUUCCUAAUCUAAUCCAAAAACAAUCUGUCAAUUCUAACAUUGGCCUGCCCUACUGUCAAUCUCACACCUCCCUCACUUCACUGUUGUGCUUGAACGAGUUCUUUCAACGUUAUCUUGGAAAUGUAGCCUAAUGUUGGGAAGGGCCCUCACAAUCAACUGCAAUGUGGGAUUUUGGAGCACUUUAUAGAUUUAGUUCUGGGUUUUCCUAGUAUGUAAAUGGCCUAAGAGAUAAACCUUUUAUAACCCUGUUUGGUUGAACACACUGCCUGCUGAGACCGUUCGGGUUGGAGAGCAGAACUUGAAUCUUGUGGCCCCAAGAAAUGGUAAUGCCUUCUCUUGCAUGGGUUAUUGUAAAGGACUAGUCUUAAGUAUCUCGCUGUACAAAUUGUGUAAGAAAAUGUGUUGGUUACUUUUAUAAGUUGCCAUGUAUAUAGACAGACUGAUGGUUAAAGAUGUAGUUGCCCCUAUGCACUGAUCUGGGGUUGGUAAUGUUCCCCCCAUGGAGGACUGGGGUAAGGUAAGCUGAUCCUAGAUCAGUGCUCUGGGGCAACUUAACUUCUUUGUCCCAUAUGGUACACUAUUCCCGAUGUAGAGUAUUACUUUUGACCAGGACCCAUUUGGGAAUCAGCCUGAGUAAGGGACCCAUUGUUUAUCUAUGAUUUCAUGUACUAAAAAGAAGUGACCGUCUCUAUGGCAACGGUAGAAGUGACCGCCUCUAUGGCAACGGUGGAAUACUACUGUAAAUUUGGCCAAUGGAUGCCUUUGAAUGCGUUGUCCAGAAUAAGCGUUUCAAACAUGCAAACACAUGAAGUGAAACUGAUAUGAAAGGUUUCGGGUUGGAAAACAUCAGACAUUAAGGUCUGGAUUCAAUCUGUAUCGCGGAAGAUCCGCGUUAUAGCUCGAUUAAAAUUUAAAGGCAAUGUUCGCGGAGACUGCAUUCACGGGUUAGCUCAAUCGCAAAUUAACUUUACAUUUUAACGCGGAUCUUCCGCAAUAUGGAUUGAAUCCAGCAAGGCAGCACAAUUCUUGCUUCUGACUACGGUGUCUCGAGUCUUUUAAUAUAUUUGCAAGUACUUUACAUUCUUACCCUUUUAAUAUGAAGUAAAAUGGAGACCAGUAUUGUUCAAGGGAACUUUCAAGCCACUCGAGGAUCAAUUGAGGUCUUUGGUUACUAUUGUCAUCAAGUAUGAUUAUGUAGCUAUACCCUAUACUGUGGAUAUGUAUAUUUCUCAUGUGUAUAUGUGUGAGAUUAAAGACCAGUUGUCCAAAUGUCAGCCUGUACAGACCUGCAUAUCAGGGUUAGGAAAAUGACAUUCAUUUUGAACUUCUAAUACUGCUGAUGAUUUUGAAUUAACAUAAAAAGUGCUCUGGCAUUUGAAUAAAAAUAAAUAAAAUGCA
Messenger RNA from Coregonus clupeaformis (lake whitefish), 3710 nucleotides. RefSeq names its product glycerol kinase-like. NCBI's taxonomy places the organism in Eukaryota, Metazoa, Chordata, Actinopteri, Salmoniformes, Salmonidae. Gene Ontology annotation, biological process: glycerol metabolic process; triglyceride metabolic process; glycerol-3-phosphate biosynthetic process. The record is from RefSeq and is a predicted model, not a curated record. Gene Ontology annotation, molecular function: glycerol kinase activity. Gene Ontology annotation, cellular component: mitochondrion.